This is a messenger RNA of Aspergillus niger, 1278 nucleotides long. RefSeq lists its product as uncharacterized. Gene Ontology annotation, cellular component: mitochondrion. Gene Ontology annotation, molecular function: metal ion binding; alcohol dehydrogenase (NAD+) activity. NCBI's taxonomy places the organism in Eukaryota, Fungi, Ascomycota, Eurotiomycetes, Eurotiales, Aspergillaceae. The transcript is spliced from 3 exons. Bases 1 to 1278 code for a protein of 425 amino acids. The record is from RefSeq and is a predicted model, not a curated record.
AUGACAGAAACCCUCCGUCCAGCCUUCGCCGACCGACCGCGGCCUCUCCUCUCUUACGGCAUCCCCUUCUCCUCGUCCGCAGCCCACCAUAUCACCGACCUCUUCCACGCCUCCAAAAUCUACAUCCUCUGCUCCGCCUCCCUCGCCCGCGACACCGACGCCCUCGACCGUCUCACCCGGGCCCUGGGACCAGACAAAAUUGCAGGGACCCGCAUCGGCAUGCAAAGCCACACUCUCUGGUCCGAAGUGCUAGAAGUAGUCCGCGACGCCCAAGCGGUGGAAGCAGAUCUCCUGAUUACUUUGGGCGGGGGGAGUCUAACUGAUGCCGCGAAGGUGGUUGCGUUGGCAAUAUCCAACAACACCACCACCCCAUCCACCCUCCUUACCUUAACAAGCGAACCACCCACUCCGAACCCGCCCAUCAAACCCCCCUCCAUUCCCAUCAUCUCCAUCCCCACCUCCCUCUCCGCGGGCGAAUACUCCUCCUUCGCGGGCGCCACGCACGACACUUCACGUCGAAAAUACUCCUUCGGGGCACCGAUCCGCGGCCCGCAGCUGGUGAUACUUGACCCCGAGCUGACUGCCACCACUCCCGAACGGAUCUGGUUAGGGACGGGGAUUCGCGCGGUGGAUCAUUGCGUCGAGACGUAUCUGUCCUCCGGGGUGGGAAGUAAAGAUGGGGUUACGGAGGAGACAGAUCGAUUGGCGUUGCAUGCGUUGGGGUUGUUGAUACCUGGGUUGGUGAAGUGUAGGUUAAACAAUAAAGAUGGGAUAGAUGCAGAUGGUGAUGGAGGGAAAGCAGCGCGAUUGGAUUGUGCUUUGGGCAGUGUGGAUGCUAUGGCUGCUUGUUCGGCGGGGUUGCCUUUGGGGGCGAGUCAUGGGAUCGGGCAUCAGCUCGGCCCUUUCGGCGUGCCCCACGGCGAAACAAGCUGUAUUCUCCUCCCCGCCGUAUGCAAAUACAACGCCAAGCACAGCAGCAGCAGCAACAGCGAUGUGAUUCCCCGACAGACUAAACUCCGCGACUUCCUGCUCCGGCAGGAGGGUGUGGCGGGGGUAGUGCGUAAAUAUUACGCAGACGCAGCAGUUGACCUCGGGGAUGUGCUGGACGCGGUCAUUCGAGAGUUAGGGCUGCCGCGGUCGUUGCAGGCGGUCGGGGUGGGGCGGGAUCAGUUCGAUGCGCUGGCGGAACAUAGUCUGCAUGAUCGGUGGUGUCAGGCGAAUGUGGUGCCGCUGCAGGAGAAGGGGCAGGUGUUGGAGAUUUUGGAGACGGUUGCUUGA